Molecule: messenger RNA, 2414 nt
Organism: Ochotona curzoniae (black-lipped pika)
Lineage: Eukaryota; Metazoa; Chordata; Mammalia; Lagomorpha; Ochotonidae
Gene: RFX3
Product: regulatory factor X3
Exons: 17
Coding region: 56-2305 (749 amino acids)
Biological process (GO): regulation of transcription by RNA polymerase II
Cellular component (GO): nucleus
Molecular function (GO): RNA polymerase II cis-regulatory region sequence-specific DNA binding; DNA-binding transcription factor activity, RNA polymerase II-specific
Source: RefSeq, a predicted model, not a curated record
AUCAUCUCCAUCACCCACCAACAACACCACAAUAAUCCACAGCCAAGAGCCCAUCAUGCAGACAUCAGAGACUGGGUCGGACACAGGUUCCACAGUGACUUUGCAGACGUCCGUGGCCAGUCAAGCAGCGGUGCCUACACAGGUGGUGCAGCAGGUGCCCGUGCAGCAACAGGUACAGCAGGUCCAGACUGUGCAACAGGUGCAGCACGUUUACCCAGCUCAGGUGCAGUAUGUGGAAGGAAGUGACACCGUCUACACCAAUGGAGCAAUCCGAACAACAACAUACCCUUACACCGAAACACAGAUGUACAGCCAGAACACUGGAGGGAAUUACUUUGAUACUCAAGGAAGUUCUGCCCAGGUGACGACCGUGGUCUCCUCCCACAGCAUGGUGGGCACUGGUGGGAUCCAGAUGGGCGUCACGGGAGGCCAGCUCAUCAGCAGCUCGGGAGGAACCUACCUGAUCGGCAACUCCAUGGAGAAUUCAGGGCACGCAGUGACACACACCACUCGGGCCUCCCCUGCGACAAUUGAAAUGGCGAUUGAGACGCUGCAAAAGUCUGACGGUCUGUCCACUCACAGAAGCUCUCUGCUCAACAGCCAUCUCCAGUGGCUGCUGGACAAUUAUGAGACAGCCGAAGGAGUGAGCCUUCCCAGAAGCACCUUGUACAACCACUACCUUCGACACUGUCAGGAACAUAAACUGGACCCGGUCAACGCUGCCUCUUUCGGAAAACUGAUAAGGUCCAUUUUUAUGGGGCUUCGGACCAGAAGAUUGGGCACUAGAGGAAACUCCAAGUACCAUUAUUAUGGGAUUCGUGUGAAGCCGGACUCCCCUCUUAAUCGUCUGCAAGAAGAUAUGCAGUAUAUGGCCAUGCGACAACAACCCAUGCAGCAGAAGCAAAGGUACAAGCCUAUGCAGAAAGUGGAUGGAGUCACAGAUGGUUUCACAGGAAGUGGUCAACAGACAGGCACAUCUGUUGAGCAAACUGUAAUUGCCCAAAGUCAACAUCAUCAGCAGUUUUUAGAUGCAUCGCGAGCCCUUCCAGAGUUUGGAGAAGUCGAAAUCUCUUCCCUGCCAGAUGGUACUACCUUUGAGGAUAUCAAGUCACUGCAGAGUCUUUACCGUGAGCACUGUGAGGCGAUAUUGGACGUUGUCGUGAAUCUUCAGUUUAGCCUGAUAGAAAAAUUGUGGCAAACAUUCUGGCGCUAUUCUCCCACAACUCCAGCUGACGGCACUACCAUUACUGAAUCAAGCAAUCUGAGUGAAAUAGAAAGUCGACUUCCGAAAGCCAAGCUCAUCACUCUGUGCAGGCAUGAGUCUGUCCUCAAGUGGAUGUGUAACUGUGACCACGGGAUGUACCAGGCUCUGGUGGAGAUCCUCAUCCCCGACGUCCUUAGACCUAUUCCUAGUGCCUUGACCCAAGCCAUUCGAAAUUUUGCGAAAAGCCUUGAAGGUUGGCUUUCCAAUGCCAUGAACAACAUUCCCCAGAGAAUGAUACAAACCAAGGUCGCCGCUGUAAGUGCCUUUGCCCAGACUCUGCGCAGGUACACGUCUCUCAACCACCUGGCCCAGGCAGCUCGCGCCGUGCUUCAGAACACGUCCCAGAUCAACCAGAUGCUCAACGACCUCAACCGGGUGGACUUCGCCAACGUUCAGGAGCAGGCUUCCUGGGUGUGUCAGUGUGACGACAACAUGGUUCAGAGACUAGAAACAGACUUCAAGAUGACGCUUCAGCAGCAGAGCACUCUGGAGCAGUGGGCUGCGUGGCUUGACAAUGUGAUGAUGCAAGCAUUGAAACCCUACGAAGGAAGACCCAGUUUUCCAAAAGCUGCCAGGCAAUUUCUGCUAAAAUGGUCUUUCUACAGCUCAAUGGUUAUUCGGGACUUAACCUUACGCAGCGCCGCUAGCUUUGGCUCCUUCCACCUUAUCCGUCUACUCUACGACGAAUACAUGUUCUACUUGGUAGAGCAUCGUGUCGCUCAGGCAACUGGAGAGACACCUAUAGCAGUCAUGGGCGAGUUUGGUGAUUUAAACGCCGUGUCUCCUGGAAAUCUGGAUAAAGAUGAAGGCAGUGAAGUGGAGAGUGAGAUGGACGAAGAACUGGAUGAUUCUUCAGAGCCUCAAGCCAAAAGAGAGAAGACGGAGCUAAGCCAGGCCUUCCCUGUGGGCUGCAUGCAGCCGGUGCUGGAGAGCAGCGUGCAGCCCAGCCUCCUGAACCCCAUCCACAGCGAGCACAUUGUCUCCAGCACUCAGACUAUCCGACAGUGCAGUGCCACGGGAAACACCUACACCGCAGUCUAGGGGACAGGCCAGCGUGUUCUUCUAGCUUGCAUUAGCCCUGCUGAUACCCGGCUUAAGUUGAAACGUGAAUAAGCCUGAAGGUGGACUGUUGUCAAGUUCUGUCUGUACU